GUGGUCAUAAGCAUGUAAGUCGUAUACUUUUCUGAUUUCCGCGCUGGAAAGUAAAAAGGGUCUUUGGUUUUUAGACACAUAUACAUUACGCCGCCAUCGGCGACGGUGACAAACGCUUAGAGACAACGUUCAGCCCGAAACUGGAUUACCUCAUCCCUGGCUUCCGAACCCAUUCUUUGAUGCCUCGAUUCCCAAAGGAGUGAUACAAUCUUCCCAUUGCAUUCAACUGUUGACACAAUGACCUCUCGUCACCUGGAUCCGACUGCUAUCGACAAUCUGCAACGUCACUGCGCUCUGACCACAGCCGACGCGCAGCAGAGUUACACGAAGUCGAUAGCUGCCCACGUCGCGCAGAGAUAAGGAAGGGAAGGAGAUGUACCCGAUGACGUCCGAGUCCUUUUCGAGCCCAUACACUGGAGCAUGAACCGAAUCUGCCAAUUGUGGUCCGGCGAGCGUACCUGACGGGGCCAUGGUUUUUCUGUCCGAGGAGACCAACGAAGUGACGGCAAAGUACUGGUGCAACGAAUCGUUCAGCGUGGAGGAUGCAGAUGCGCAUGCUCUUGACGCACGCACUUGAAGCGUCACGGGAUGGCUUAUCGGCCUGCCGACUUGGACUGCUUUUGGAGGGGCCGCAACAAACUCGAGGGAAUAGUCCGCCGACGGCGAUGGAAACUCCGCGGGCAAAAGAUCCGGAUGCGUUCUUGAACAAGCCGGCUGACGGUCCUGACGUCCUCGGCCUCGACUCCGGUUUGGGCGGCCGUGGUUGCGCUCUUGAGUCGAUCGAGGUUCAAAAGAAGAGUGAUGGUUACUUCGCGCCACGUCCAGCAUUGCGUCGUCGAUCAAAGCUCGCUCUGCACAACGGCGCCGCGCUCAUCAGCAUCUGGCGGACGUGUUCUUCGCACUCCCUCUGAACUUACAUGGUAAUCGGCUGAUGCUUUUGGUGCUGAUGAAUUUGCGAAAUGGGGCCAUCGGCUAGAGAGGAGAUCAUCCUAAUUUAACAACAAGGAAAGGGGUGGCUCGAAUGAAACUAAAUUUAGCUCCUCUAUAAAGGAAGAGGAAGAGAGAAAGAACGUUGGAGACAUCUCAUCGAGUAAUUGGCUGCUCUGCAUCAAGACAGCGUCCAACACAGUGGGCCAUUAUUGUCGCGCUAUUGCCUCGUAACUACGUAUAUUCUCCCUUCUGUCAAAGGCUGUCUCCAGAUUAGGCUGCGUGUGGCUGCUCGCCUUUGGCCUCGCAAAUGCUCGUCAUUGUUUUAGCAUCGCCCAGACGAUGGCCGACGUCCACAUCCGUCCCUCAUCUCCAUACGUCGCAGACGCCCAUUCCAACCUGGUCCAUUACAACCUGCGCGCUUGCACAAAAGAACGGAGCCUGCUCGUAACACACGUCCCGCCACCUGUCGAGCCUGUGUCAGAUCCACGGGUCCUGCUUCGGAGAUCCAGGCAGCGCCUCCUAGGCCUUGUGUAGCCCUAACCCAUGGUACGU
Molecule: messenger RNA, 1482 nt
Organism: Verruconis gallopava
Lineage: Eukaryota; Fungi; Ascomycota; Dothideomycetes; Venturiales; Sympoventuriaceae
Exons: 1
Coding region: 543-911 (122 amino acids)
Source: RefSeq, a predicted model, not a curated record